ACUCCCAGGAGUACAUUAACUACUUUAAAGUAAUUUGUAACCAAGUAACAAUCUUGUUAUUUUGUAGAUUCAUGGAUGAAGAAAAUGUACCACUGACAGUAUUGAUGAGGAACGUUGUACAAGGGAUUGCGCCAGAUGAAAGAAUUGAUGUUACAGAUGCUGCCAUUAAAAGAUAUUUUACAUCCAAAAAGGAGGCCAACAAUAGGCACAAUAAGAAUAAAGAAGAGUUAAAUAAAAAGAGGCAAGCAACAUAUGAAAGGAAGAAAGAGAAAUUGAAGAGGAGACUUGUUGCGGUAGAGCAGAAGACGGGAUGGACCAAGGAGAAGAAAAAUAAAGUUAGAACAUUUUUCCAGCUACCAUAUGCUCACAAAUAUAUGAGCAGUGAUGAGGAGGGAGAUGAUGGUUUUGUGUCCCAUCCAUAUUCCUGGGAGAGUGAGGAAUUACAGAAAGUUAAAGGAAGUCUGGACAAAAAAUAUUUAGAGACAUGUCCUCCACGUAGCAAGAGGUUAUUGUCCAAAAAAGUAGGGGGUCUCUAAGAGAAGAAGAGCCUAUUAAAUUGAACAUUAUACAUGCAUGGACGUUAAACAUGUGAAUUGCAUGUUAAAAUAUGUUCUUAACAUAUAAU
This is a messenger RNA of Ostrea edulis (European flat oyster), 625 nucleotides long. RefSeq lists its product as uncharacterized. NCBI's taxonomy places the organism in Eukaryota, Metazoa, Mollusca, Bivalvia, Ostreida, Ostreidae. The record is from RefSeq and is a predicted model, not a curated record. The coding region runs from base 72 to 536 and encodes 154 amino acids. The transcript is spliced from 3 exons.